GGCUGCACGCCCAGACAGCGCUGUCUGUCUGUUGGCGCGAGCGAGCAAUUGCGUGGCCCGGGCGCAAGCGCGAGGGGCGAGCGACAAAUUGGACCUUGCUCUCUCUUUCUCUGCCUCUGCAGGAGUUUCGUCGGCACAAUGGUGGAGGGCGAUGUCGUCGCAGCUCCAUCGCCAUCGACAUGUCGGAGAGUGGUGCUGCCCAGCUUGAAAUCGCGCGGUCGCGGAAGCGGAAAUGUGAAGGAAUUUGGGUUCCAGGUUAUGGAGAAGUGGGGCGGUUUGGAGCUCGCCGUCGGGGCGAGCUCCAAGGCUCUGCAGGUGAAUGUAGGUAGGACAGUGGACCGAGCGAGAAAUGUCAUGGGGGAUUUCUCCUCAGGGCGCGGUGUUAGGAAGGAAUUCGAGGCGUUUUGGACGUGGGUUUGUGAGGAAAGUGUGGCGAAUCAGGAUGCGUUCAGGUUCAGGAGCAGGGACAGGCGAGGUAGGCCGCAGGUGUCGUUCGUGGCGAGCACCACUUCUUCUCUGCACUCGACAUUCUUGGCCAGCACUGCUGCCAGUUUAGGAAAUAUGAAGUGGAGGAGGCAUGGUUUGAACGACACUCUGGACGGGUCCGUUAAUUGUCUGAGCGCAACAGAGCUGUUGAAGCAUCCCAUUGCCAUUGUAAGCUUAGUCCCGCGAGAGCUCUCGUUGUUUUUCGCUGGAGCGGUAGCGGGAGCCGCUGCCAAAACCGUCACCGCUCCACUCGACCGAGUGAAGCUCUUAAUGCAGGUGCACGGAGUACAGGCGGCUCAAGCAGGUGUUAAAAAAGGAAUAGGCUUUAUCGAGGCCAUUAUGAAGAUUGGAACGGAAGAAGGAGUGAAGGGCUAUUGGAGGGGGAAUCUCCCGCAGGUUAUCCGUGUGAUUCCUUACAGUGCUGUUCAGCUUUUCGCUUACGAAACUUACAAGAGACUCCUGAAAGGCGAUAACGAAGAGCUCCCUGUCCUAAGUAGGCUCACAGCAGGGGCUUGUGCAGGAAUGACUUCUACCCUGGUCACGUAUCCCUUGGAUGUAUUGCGUUUACGCAUGACGACUGAUACAGCCGCAAAAAGCAUGGGUCAGGUUGCUUUGAACAUGAUGAAGGAGGAGGGUUUUGCCGCUUUUUACAGGGGCCUAGGGCCGUCUCUUCUCGGGAUUGCUCCAUAUAUUGCGCUUAAUUUUUGCGUGUUUGACUUGGUCAAAAAGUCCCUUCCAGAGGACAUCCAGAAGAGGCCAGAAGCGUCCUUCUUGACCGCAUUGGUAUCAGCUACCUUUGCAACUACUAUGUGCUAUCCUCUUGAUACAGUUCGACGCCAGUUACAGAUGAAGGGGACUCCGUUCAAAAGCGUCGCUGACGCAAUUCCUGGUAUUAUCGCUCGAGAUGGUUUUGUUGGACUUUACCGUGGUUUUCUUCCUAACGCUUUGAAAAAUCUUCCCAACAACAGCAUUCGUCUCACAACCUUUGAUGCAGCUAAGAAUCUGAUCAGCCUAAGCCAGGACGAGUACGACAAACUUGUGAAAGACCAACAAGAGGCAACGACCUCUUCGUAAAUUAAGUCUACAUUUCGAAUUAACUUCACCCGGAAAGAGCCCAUUUGAUUCGUUCGUCACACACUGUAAAUUAUGAGUUAAAUUAGUGCAGAUCUUGAUAUAGAUCGUCGGAACGAGGUUUAGAUAGUCUACAAUACCUAAUGCCAGUAGAAUCCCCGCACCAACACCCGCUGGUGUAAGUUUUGUUCUUGUUGGCGUCAGCCCGCAAUAGUUAGAACAUUCUUUGGAUCACAGUGAAUCCUUUACGCAUAUCGUAGUUCCACUUCCAUCAAUUAUUGUAGCAAGAUACGAACAUGGCAAGUAUUGCAUGCAACUCAAGAGUGACCCGGGGUCUCAGUCAUCCAGCAUACAGACUCUUUCAGGUGGUCCUGUAACAAGUAGAGACUUUAAGCUCUAAAGCAGAGUUGCCUUUAUCAUAGUGUACCCUACGUGAGCACGAAAAGUGAGCACCGUUUGGAGGGCCACCCAGGAUAAGUGAGUUUUGCAGAUCGUCAACCAUGCUACCUCGUAACAUUAGCAAAGACAGCCUAUGGGAGACUCUAGAAAGGAUCUAGGAGGACGCUGGAGAAUGUGUUUUUACGAACUAGGGGUGUCUUACUUCUAUAUUUAAAUGCAAACAGUCCGGUGUCCGACC
This is a messenger RNA of Marchantia polymorpha subsp. ruderalis, 2194 nucleotides long. The record is from the annotation of a GenBank genome assembly. NCBI's taxonomy places the organism in Eukaryota, Viridiplantae, Streptophyta, Marchantiopsida, Marchantiales, Marchantiaceae.